UCUUUGACAAAUAUUGAUUUUUAUUCUUUAUAAAAUUAUAUGCAAAUUGUAUCCAUCCACCAAAAGUAGGUCCUUUUCCGAUCACACCGGGUUCCGCGAACACGUGUUAAAUUUUGUCGCGUAAAAAUGGCAGCCAGGCCACUGAUUAGUGUAUAUGGGGAUAAGGGGGAGACAACCAAAAGCAAUGUCACCCUGCCUGCUGUAUUCCGUGCGCCCAUUAGGCCAGACAUUGUUGUCUUUGUUCACUCUCAGAUGAGAAAGAAUGCUAGACAGCCAUAUGCUGUCAGCGAGAAAGCAGGACACCAGACUUCUGCUGAAUCAUGGGGAACUGGAAGAGCUGUGGCUCGUAUUCCCCGUGUUAGGGGAGGUGGCACCCACAGGUCUGGCCAGGGAGCCUUCGGAAACAUGUGCAGAGGUGGACGAAUGUUUGCCCCCACCAGAACCUGGAGACGCUGGCACAGAAAAAUCAACGUUAACCAGAAGAGAUAUGCUAUCUGCUCUGCCAUCGCUGCCACAGGAAUCCCCGCUGUUGUCAUGUCAAAAGGUCACAGAAUAGAGGAAAUUCCAGAGGUGCCCUUGGUGGUCAGUGACAAAGUUGAGGAGUUCAAGAAGACCAAGGAGGCUGUCGCCUUACUGAAGCGUGUCAAGGCCUGGGGAGACAUCCAGAAGGUUUACAAUUCUAAACGAUUCAGAGCUGGCAAAGGUAAAAUGAGGAACAGAAGAAGAAUCCAGAAGAGAGGCCCACUUGUUAUAUACAACUCAGACAAUGGCAUUUGUAGAGCAUUCAGAAAUAUUCCAGGUAUCACACUCAUCAAUGUAUCUCGUCUGAAUCUUCUAAAGAUCGCUCCUGGUGGUCAUGUAGGAAGAUUUUGUAUCUGGACAGAGUCUGCCUUCCGCAAAUUGGACAAAAUAUAUGGUUCAUGGAAAAAAUUAGCUGCUGAUAAAAAAGAUUACAACUUACCUAAACCCAAGAUGACUAAUUCAGAUUUAUCAAGACUGUUGAAGAGUGAUGAAAUUCAGUCUGCUUUACGUUUACCCAAGAGGGAUAAUAAUAGAAGAAGAGUGCUUAAGAAGAAUCCAUUAAAGAAUCCUAGAGUUAUGAACCAUCUUAAUCCCUACAGUAAAGUAAUGAGAAAAGCCGCUCAGAAUGUGGAGGCCAUCCGCAAAGCUUCUCGUCAGGCCAAGCUGGAUGCCAAGCGUGGAAUCAAAACAGAGGCCAAGCCACCUGCAAAGAAAGCAGCAAAGGCCAAAAAGACAGCAAAGCCAGCAAAGAAAUAGACAGAGCAAAUACUUGACAACAAGGUCUCCUUUCCUAAUGACUGCAUCUUAAAUAUGACUGUCAAAAAGGCAUGUGAUUGUAUCAUGUUGUCAAAAUAAAGUCUCUGAUCACCUUG
Molecule: messenger RNA, 1394 nt
Organism: Magallana angulata
Lineage: Eukaryota; Metazoa; Mollusca; Bivalvia; Ostreida; Ostreidae
Product: 60S ribosomal protein L4-like
Exons: 9
Coding region: 127-1278 (383 amino acids)
Biological process (GO): translation
Cellular component (GO): cytosolic large ribosomal subunit; ribosome
Molecular function (GO): structural constituent of ribosome; RNA binding
Source: RefSeq, a predicted model, not a curated record